AUGACAACAACCUACGGCACAAUCCCAACCUCCCCAACACCACCAAAACUCGAAUACAUAACACGCGGCAAACAAAGAAUCAAAGCCGGCUUAGGAACCCGUCGAUCAUGGAAAACCAUGUUCGAUAUCCGAUCACUCGGUAUCCCCGGCCGCGGUGCACCAGAAGCAAUUUCACGGCUUCGUGACAACAUCUCGUAUUUCCGCAUGAACUACGCUAUGGUCAUGCUUUUCAUUUUGUUUCUGAGCCUUUUAUGGCACCCUUACUCUCUCAUUGUUUUUGUUCUUCUAAUGGCGGCGUGGUUGUUCCUCUACUUUCUUCGUGAUCAGCCAGUGAUUAUAUGGGGUAGACUCGUCGAUGAUCGACUUGUGGUUGUUGUUAUGGCGUUUGUUACGGUGGCGCUGUUGCUUCUUACACACGCUACUGUGAAUAUUAUUGCUGCGGUUAGUGUUGCGGUGGUGGUUGUGGUGGUGCAUGCGGUGUUUAGGAGGACGGAGGAUUUGUUCUUUGAGGAGGAAGAACAAGUUAUUGUUUCUGUUGCUUCUUGA
Messenger RNA from Lathyrus sativus (Indian pea), 546 nucleotides. Lineage: Eukaryota; Viridiplantae; Streptophyta; Magnoliopsida; Fabales; Fabaceae. The record is from the annotation of a GenBank genome assembly.